Molecule: messenger RNA, 2361 nt
Organism: Closterium sp. NIES-65
Lineage: Eukaryota; Viridiplantae; Streptophyta; Zygnematophyceae; Desmidiales; Closteriaceae
Source: the annotation of a GenBank genome assembly
AUGCCAGCUGCAGAGUCGUCCAAUCCCGUCAUAGUCCUCCUUCCAGAUGGCUCUAUUCGUUUGUAUCAUGAGGCACUGCUGCAGGUUGCGGACGUUUUGAGAGGCUUCCCCUGUCAUUCUCUCGCGUCGCUCAACCAACCACUUCAAGAAAAUAGCGCCGCUGAUCCUAUAGCCGGGGCGACAUGCUCUACAGCUGCAGCAGACAGCCAUUCCCCCAAACCUGCCUCCAUUAAUGUCAUCCCACCGCCGGUCGCGGCAGCUGCGGCUACUGCAAGCAGCAGCGGCGGGUCCCCAGUUGCAGGAACAUCCGCGGGGCUCCUUUUCCCCGCCGCCUCUGCGCCCAAACCUCCGCGGGAGCCGGCCGUUCCCGCGCCCCUUCCGCGGGAUCAGUUUCUGCAGCCGGGCGGAACGUACGCGCUGUUCCGCCCUGCGGCUCUCGCGCGCGCUGCGUCGGCCGCAUUUGCGGAAUCUUCCUCGAGUUCCUUGCGAUUUGAAUGGAUUACGGAUUCGCGCUCAGACCAUUCACGUGCCGCCUCCGGCGCUAUGGGGCGCCGCGAAGCGCCGAUCCAAGAUCCGAGGUUAAUCAGGGCGACGCGGCAUCAUGAGCCUCCAGCCGACGUUACUAGAUCUGCGCGUGCCGACUCGGAAUGGGAGCCAGAUGAUGACGUCAUGCGUGCAAUGAUCCCCCCGGCCGCCGCUGUUAGCUGCUUCAUGCCCGUUUCCUCCCGCAAGCCUGCUUCCACGACGGAAGAUCCGCAACGCGUCGCGGACGACGAGGCGCAAGGCGCCGGUGCCGCGUCCAACCACCCGUGGUUCGCGGCGGCGGCGGCGGCGACGCGGUUGUUUCGAGCGUCGUCAAUGCCGUCAGGAGGCGCCGGCAGCGUAAGUGCCAGUUUAACGGCGACCUCGCCUGUGCUUGUGGCUUGUGAAGCGACCAGCACGGACAGUCCGACCGAACACGCUGCGGCUGCAAACACAACAAGCACUGACAUUACUAAUCGUUGUAGUGACGCAACAACUGUCUCCGCCGUUAAUUCCAGCGCGGCGGAGUCGUUUCCCGAAACUAAUACCGCGGCCUCGCUUCGUCGCACGCGGAGCAGCGUCGGUCGCAUCGCCGAUGCCGCACCUACCGCGGGUUCCGCAGUUGCCCCCCCCGCGUACCUUCCCGCGCAAGCUUCCGCCGCGCCCCUCAUCUCUCCGCGCGGUCUGCUCUCCGCCUCCUCGCGGAAGCUCGUCCGCGCGCUCACGGCGCUGCCCCGCCCGCGCCUCUCGCGGAACAGCGACGUCCGCGCCGCGGCGGACCGCAGAUUAUCCACGUUCCUCGCAGCCUACGACGGCAGAACCGGCGGCAACGGCUGCGGCGGCGGCGGCGACGGGGGAGGGGACGCAGCAAGCAGAGGCGGUUGUUGCGACGGCGGAAGCAGCAGCUUCUCAGAGGGAGCGGGGCCGUGGUCUUUAAUAGACUUUCUCUCGCCGAGAGAAAAGUCGGCGGAGGGGAAGGUCAAGCGGGGCUUUGAGCUCCCCGCUUUCCGCGGAGAUUCGAGCGGCGCGAAGGGAGCCGUGGAUGGCGCCACUACCACCGUGGGUAGUAGCGGCAAGGGGAAGGGCCGUGGCGCGCGCGAGAGCAACGAGGUGGCGGCGAGCGCGCUCGCCGCCGCCGCCUUCACGAGCGACUGGGCGAGCCAGAUGGCGGAGUUCAUUGGCGCGAGCUCCGCUUCUUCCGCUUCUGCCGCUUCUGUGGCACGUCCCUUGGGUGCUGCUGUGAUGGGCGAGCACGGGGAGAAGCUAGAUGCCGUGGGACCCAGAACCACAGGCUCAAGGAGUUCUGGCACUGGCUGGACGUUCAGUGCGGGUGAAAGGAGUGGAGAUAAGGCGAAUGCAGGAGCCAGGGUUGGAGGGGCUGGGGGCUGGCAGGCAGGGAGCUUCUCGACAGGCAGCAGCGGGGGAGGCAUAUUUGGGGUAGGCAUAACCGGUAGGGAUGGAGUGGCAGCUGCAUGGGAAGCCCUCGGUAGCAGCAGGUCUGGUGUGCGAGGGGCGCGUGAGGAAAGGGACGGGUUUCUAAGGUAUGCAGGGGAGAGGGGUGGAGCCGGGAGUGGUGAAAGCGAGAGAGCCGGUGAAGAUCUCGACUACCACCACAAGCCCUACAUCUCCUGGGCAUGGCUCCUCAUGGGUGAUGGACUGGUUCUCUCCCAGAGUGCUCUCCGCGCCCUCCACGCCGAGACCACUGUUACCACGACCGGCCGUGGUCACCCCUCCGUUAACCAUGAUACCAAGAGGAUCGCCCACGGAGGCGUUCAGAGCACCUCCUCUUGCGCCACCAGUGAGAGUGAUCUCCUCUUCUUCCUCUACUACAAGCCCUAG